Molecule: messenger RNA, 1956 nt
Organism: Rotaria sordida
Lineage: Eukaryota; Metazoa; Rotifera; Eurotatoria; Philodinida; Philodinidae
Source: the annotation of a GenBank genome assembly
AUGAAUAAUAUCAACUUUAUUAAUAAUUUUAUUUCUAAUCAUCGAAAAAAGCCAGAAAAAACUAUAUGCUUAAAUCAAAUACCAACAAAUAGAUCAUAUCGGUUAGAAAGUAAUGGUUUAAAUAUUCAAACAAUGACAUCUUCGAAAAAUCUUGUUAAUACAAAAACAUCACCAAUAACAUCUGUGUCACUGGCUGUAUGUGAUCGUCAACAUACUGAUGAAACAAAUGCAGAAAAACUCUUUGCUAAUAUAGUUUUAUUUUGUCAACAAAACAAUACAAAUUUUGUUGAUGAUCAAUUUCCUCCAAUAUCUCGUUCUAUUGGUCAUAUUGAUUCAAUUAUUAAUCAUCCAUUAAAAUGGUUAAGAAUUUCUGAAAUAUCUCCAUUAUCAGCAUCAGAUCUUUGUUUACAAUGGUCAGUUUAUUCCUCACCAAAACCAAGUGAUAUUCAACAAGGUGCUCUUGGUGAUUGUUGGCUUAUGGCUGCAUUAGCUUUAAUUACUGAACGACCUCAAAUGCUUGAACAUAUACUAUUGACAAAAACAAUUAAUGAUCAAGGUGUUUAUCUUGUACGUAUUUGUCAUAAUGGUUUAUGGAAAACAGUUAUUGUUGAUGAUUGUUUUCCAUGUACACAAUAUAAUCAACUUGCAUUUACACAAGCACAUCGUCGUCAAUUAUAUGUACCAAUUAUUGAAAAAGCAUGUGCAAAAUUAUUUGGUUCCUAUGCUGAUUUAAUAAGUGGACAAACAGAAGAAGGUCUUCAAUUAUUAACUGGUGCACCAUGUGAUCAUAUUGAUCUGAAUCCAUUCAAUAAUAUAUUAGAUAGUGAGAUUGCUUGGGCGAAGCUUUUAUCGGCUUGUGAAUCUCAUUUAUUAAUUAGUGCAUCAACUGGUCGUUCAGAUGUUAGUGUGGAAGAAUAUACUCGAAAUAAUAUUCCGAAUAAUCAUGCAUUUUCUGUACUUACAGCACAUUCAAUAUCAAAUAUCUCAAUACAAUUUGUAUUAGUUCGAGAUCCACAUGCUCGUUCAAAUUAUAUAGAUGAAUUUAUAACACCAUAUAUUCUUAAUGAAUUAAAUAAUGUUAAUAGAAAUAAUGUAUCACCAGGUGCUUUUUGGAUUUCUUGGCCAAAAUUUCUUCGUUUUUUUACUUCAAUUACGAUAUCUGCUUAUGUAAAUGAUUAUUAUGAUAUACGUGAAGUAAAUCAUUUUACACGAUCAUCUACACAAUUAAUUCCAACAUUUCAAUUUCAUUUAUCAAAAACAUCAUUAGUUAAUCUUAGUUUAUUAUAUCAUCGUCCAAAUCGUCGACUAAGAAAUUAUCAUACACAAUCAUUUGUAUUGUGUAACGUUGAACAAGGAGCAUCAAAAGAUGUUGGAACAAGACAAGCUAUAUUAUGUACAAGUCGUGGAGCAUUUACUCAUUGGAUUGGUUCAUUAAGACCUGGUUUUUAUGUUCUUAUACCAUUUUCAACUAGUUUUUGGAACGAUGAUAAUCAAUCUAUUCAAGAUUAUACUCUAGUCAUGCAUUCAAAAAUUCAAAUAAAUGCUCAAGUUACACAUGAACCAGCAACACUUUUAACUGAUUGUUUAAUUGCUACGGUUUUAAAAAAUAAUAUUCAACCACAAAAGGGAAAAGAUUGUAAUUAUUAUGUAACAACAAAAGAAUAUGAUUUUACAAUGUUUAUUGCUGAAAAUUUAUCAACAACAGAUUUUUUAAAUCUUGAAAUGGAUUUAAAUGAUAGUAGAUAUAUUCGUAAUUCACGUAAAUCAUUAUCAACAUAUGAUUGUAUACCACCACGUCAUAGACAAAUUGUUUUUCUUAUUGAAUGGACUAAUGAAGAAGGACAAAGAGCAAGAAUGGAUUAUUUAUAUAGAUCUCAAUAUGUUAAACAUGCAAAUCAUUCAAUACCAGAAAUCUAUAAUAAGCAAAAUGAUUUUCAUUCUUUUAGACCAUUUUAA